UAUUAAGUGGCAGAUUCUAGAAUAGGAAUGUUUUCUUAAGCUUUGACUAUCAUAACGGUAUAGAUUCCAAAUUUUGAAAUAUAGAAAGAAAAUAUAUAUAGAAAAGAACAUAAGCAAAAUACGAGAAAGAAAGAAGGGCAGAACUUUGAAGGAAGAAUAAUCAUAUUUCUUGAGGGACACAAACACCCAAAUUUUAAAUCUUCCUCUUUCUUGGGUUGAUCACCAAGUGAGAAAAUUUUGGAAGAAAAUGUGGGCAACCAAAAGACAUGAGCUAAAGAAAGGAUCUGGAAAUGGAUUGAUAGCUGUGGCUAUAGACAAGGAUAAAGGGAGUCAAGCUGCUCUAAAAUGGACUGCUGAGAAUAUUCUCUCAAAGGGUCAAGUUGUUGUUCUUAUCCAUGUUGUUCAAAAGCAAAACUCCCAAGCUCCAUCAGUUGGAGGAAGCCAUGCCAUAAUAUGUGAUUUCAACAGUCCAGCUGGUUCACCACACAAGCAGCUCCUUGAGAAACAAACCAGAGAUCUUUUCGUUACUUUCCAUUGUUUUUGUACUCGUAAGGAUAUACAAUGCCUUGAUAUCAUACUUGAAGACUCAGAUGUAGGAAAAGCAAUAUCAGAGUAUAUUUCCUAUGCUGCAAUUGAGAAUAUGAUUAUGGGAAGUCCAUCCAAGCAUGGGUUCAUGCGAUUCAAGGGAUCAAGUAUUCCAAGCAUUGUAUCAAAAGUGGCACCUGAUUUCUGCACUGUUUAUGUCAUUUCCAAAGGAAAGGUAUCUUCAGUAAGAAACUCUUCUCGUCCAGCCCCAUACUCUUCCCCACUACUAAGCCAUAUACAGAACCUUACUGCAACUAAAGAAGUGCUUAAGCCAGUUGAGACACCUAAACCAAGACUUAGCGGUGUAAGAGCUGCCGAUAGGCAAUCUUUCAAGCCUCGCAGCUUACAAGAAGAUCACACAAUAAGGUCACCAUUUGCAAGAAGAAGAAAUCUUAAUUCCAUUUAUAAUGCUGGAGCUUUCUAUGAAUCAGACACUGACAUAUCAUUUGUUAGCUCAGACAGACCAAGUACUGACCGACCAUCUUCAGUAUUCUAUGAUUAUAUUGAUCCAGGCCGGAAUUCCAGGGUUUCUACCAGCUCCGAUAACAGCUUUGGGUCGUUCCGUCCAGGUCCCAAGUUCUGUGACCUCAGUUCGCUUCACGAUGUAUCCACAAUUUCAUUGGAGAGUGACAUGACAGGAUGCUCAUUUUCGUCACAGGGUCUGGAUGAAGUUGAAACCGAGAUGAGGAGGCUAAAGCUUGAGCUGAAGCAAACAAUGGACAUGUAUAGUGCUGCCUGCAGAGAAGCGUUAACAGCGAAACAGAAGGAAAAAGAGUUGCAUCACUGGCGACUUGAAGAGGAACAAAAGCUAGAAGAGGCACGGUUGGCCGAGGAAGCUGCAUUGGCACUUGCUGAGAAGGAGAAAGUCAGGUGCAGAGCAGCCAUGGAAUCAGCAGAAGCUGCUAAGAGGAUUGCGGAGUUGGAAACACAAAAGAGAGCGAGUGCAGAAGUAAUAUCGCUCAGAGAAGUAAAGGAAAUGCGGAGACUGUUGGAUAAUUUAGCCCAAACUGAUGGAAGAUAUAGGAGAUAUACUAUAGAAGAGAUUGAAUUAGCAACAGACUAUUUUGCAGAAUCUCGUAAGAUAGGAGAAGGGGGUUAUGGUCCUGUAUUUAAGUGUUACCUCGAUCACACACCUGUUGCAGUCAAAGUUCUACGUCCAGAUGCUGCUCAAGGAAGGUCACAAUUUCAGCAAGAGAUUGACAUACUUAGCUGCAUAAGGCAUCCCAACAUGGUACUUCUCCUUGGAGCCUGUCCAGAGUAUGGAAUUUUAGUAUACGAAUACAUGGGCAAGGGAAGCUUAGAUGACUGUCUUUUUCCAAAAGGGAAAACCCCAGCUAUGCCUUGGCAAGUGAGGUUUCGUAUUGCUGCAGAGAUAGCCACAGGCCUGCUCUUCCUUCAUCAGACCAAGCCAGAACCCUUAGUCCACCGUGACCUCAAACCAGGCAACAUCUUGCUAGACUACAACUAUGUCAGUAAGAUAAGUGAUGUUGGACUGGCCAGACUUGUCCCAGCAGUUGCAGAAAAUGUAACACAGUACCACAUUACUUCAACAGCAGGAACCUUUUGCUAUAUUGAUCCAGAGUAUCAACAGACAGGAAUGCUUGGUGUAAAAUCAGAUGUCUACUCCCUAGGAAUCAUGCUUUUGCAAUUGAUAACAGCCAAACCGCCGAUGGGGCUGGCGCACUUCAUGGGAAACUCCAUUGAGAGAGGCACAUUUCCAGAGAUGCUGGACCCAGCAGUGACUGAUUGGCCAAUGGAAGAAACCUUGUCUUUCGCAAAGCUAGCGUUGCAGUGUGCCGAACUGAGACGAAAAGAUAGGCCUGAUCUCUGUAAUGAAGUACUACCACAUCUAAACAAAUUGAGAGAAUUCGCUGAAGAAAACAUGAACUUCUACUCAGGUGGUACUGGUUUGGUACCUUACCAAAACCCUGCUUCCAUUCAUCAAGAAGUGAUGAGUGACCCGUUUCCUCGUUCAACCUCAUCUUCAGUUACUGGAACCCCUUCAAGUACAGAGUGAUGUAAAGCAUUUUUGCCAGAAUCUUCAAGAUUAAACAAAUGUAAAGGUUGUUUGUUGUAACAGCACAAACUGAUAGUGUACAAAAUAAAGACUAGUUUCAGAAAAUCCAUAUUCCAAUUUGUGUAUUUCAGUCCUGUAUACAAAAGACUGUAAUUGUUCCUGUGACAUAAGCUGGAAAUUUUGUUGUUUCCAUUGAUUUUUCUAUUAUUGGUUUUAGAUGUGGAGAAGUUUGUCAAAAAAAGUCAAAAUGUUAAGACUUCAAAUUCAAGUUCCUUUUCUGGUAGUUGAACUUUGUUCAUGUAAAUAUGAUUUCAAUCAAGUCUCAUGUGUAGAUAAGAACUACGAAAAAUUUUGAUUAUGAAGAAAAUAACAAGUACUGUGAGUACACUUUACAUACGUAUA
Messenger RNA from Humulus lupulus (European hop), 3004 nucleotides. Its product is annotated as U-box domain-containing protein 35-like. Gene Ontology annotation, molecular function: ATP binding; protein kinase activity. The record is from RefSeq and is a predicted model, not a curated record. NCBI's taxonomy places the organism in Eukaryota, Viridiplantae, Streptophyta, Magnoliopsida, Rosales, Cannabaceae. The coding region runs from base 248 to 2602 and encodes 784 amino acids. The transcript is spliced from 11 exons. Gene Ontology annotation, biological process: protein phosphorylation.